Molecule: messenger RNA, 1442 nt
Organism: Emericellopsis atlantica
Lineage: Eukaryota; Fungi; Ascomycota; Sordariomycetes; Hypocreales; Bionectriaceae
Exons: 1
Coding region: 163-1089 (308 amino acids)
Source: RefSeq, a predicted model, not a curated record
CCGGUACCGACCAGACAGACAGACCGUCGUAAUUAUCGCGGCUGAGCCUGAGCCCUCCCUGGCCCGGCUGGAGGGAGCGAGCAUCCAUUUGAUCCCACCGUUUCACCGAGUCCCACAGUUGCUGCUCACUCGCGAGUCGCUCGCUCGCUCGACGCUGACACCAUGCCAGCCGUCGCGACUACCAACCGCAUCGGCGCCGACUACUUGAGAGACCAGCCACCCACCACCACCCCCUUUUGGUCUGCCGCCCCCGGUGGUCUCUCCAUCUUCGUCGCCGUCGUCGUCCUGCGACUCUGCAUCCGCCGAUUUCAGAGAAAGAGGAACAGCAGGACGCCGUCCAAAGUCAGACCCCAGGCGCCCUCCCUCGUCGCUGCUCCCAGGCACCUGCAGCACACCUGCCCUCACCAGCAGCCUCAUGCUGCGCCGUCCGGGACCAUGAGCGAAAAAGAGUCUGAUGACCAGCGGCCGCUCGUCCCCGGGCCCCCGCGGCGCAACACCGGAGGACCAGGCGCCGAGGACGGCAUGCUCCGACAACUCAUCACUCGGCCGCCUCCCGCUCCGCCCUUGACGCCCCCGGAGCUAAGCUCCACAGUCUUCGCGUUCGCGAACCGGCCUCACAGUCCCAGUCACGACAGCCUCAUCCACCAGCCAAACCCAGACUACAUCUCGCUGUCCGCCUCGGGUGCGGGAUCUCCCCCCGACGCCACCGCAGCAUCCGCCCAGCCGAUGAGGCUCUCCUACUCAAGGACCAUCCCCAUCGGUGUGCCCAUCACCCGGCAGUCGUCCGCGUCAGAGUCGGAUACCUACUUCUCUCCCAGCUCCUAUCCUCCCUCCAGCCCGCUCCUGCCCCCGGCGCCUCCCACCGACAUGGCGGCGCACCUGGACACCGACGAGCCUAGCCCGGCACGGGCGCGCGACAUUGAGCUGCGCGGCGAGAUUGUGGGCGUCCUCGACGGCCAGGGCGUCGGCUGGACACGGCACACCCGCGUGUACGGCGGAGGACCAUGCAUGGCCUGCGCGGCGGCCGGCAGGGCCCACGGUGACGGCGGCUUCUAUGGUCCCAAUGUGAUGCCCGAGGAGAUGCGCUAGGAGGGAGGCGUCAAAAAGGCGAGGUGGGAGAAGACGGAUUGCCCGCGAGGGCCUCAUGACGAUUCACGACAUUUCCUAAGACAAUCAUUUUAUUCAGAGCUGUCGACGUUGACUUGCCAGUUAUCAAUUCUGGCAAAUGGCCGACAGCUACAUAGUUCUUCGAUGUAUAUCUGCAUAUUCUUACUCUGUUUGCUUCUGUUGUGAAUCACCUUAUUGGCCGUGAGACCGUGUCACCAUGGAUGCACGUACAACCCACGAACCCCCCAUCCUUUCUCAUGUACAAGGCCAAUCUUGGUGCGGCCGUUUCCCAGUGACGUGCAUCUGCCGCUCUUGCUAUAGACGGCGCUUACCUC